Molecule: messenger RNA, 1351 nt
Organism: Pogonomyrmex barbatus (red harvester ant)
Lineage: Eukaryota; Metazoa; Arthropoda; Insecta; Hymenoptera; Formicidae
Product: ras-related protein Rab-30
Molecular function (GO): GTP binding; GTPase activity
Source: RefSeq, a predicted model, not a curated record
CAAUUAUCCCCGGAUCCGUUUAGCAGUCACGAAAAUUUACCCAUGGCUGACCGUCUUUAACAGUACCUCGUCGGUGCCUAUAUACAUAACCAACAACAAUGUCGUCGGUCGCGUACGAGGAAGACGUGAGAUCCGAGUGAGAUCGCGUAUAACGACGGCGAUGCCGAGGUAGUCGCCGUCGGUUUUUCUCUUCUUUCUCUUUCUUUCUCUCUUCCUCGCUCAGCGCGAAACCGAAGUGAGCGCGCGCGGGGUCAUCCGUCUGUGUGCGUGCCUGCGUGCGUGCAUGCGUGCAUGCGUGCGUGCGUGCGUGCGUGAGUGAUAUUCGCGCGGCUCGCUCCGCUGCCGAGGUGAACGCUUGCGGAAAGUCGACGGUGUCGCGGUGUCGGGAGUGUGCCCCCGUCGCCCGAUGCGCAUCCGUCCCUGUUGAGCGGGAGACUCGCGAGCGCGGAGACCCGCCGUGGACCUCCGCCUCCUGGUGCCGGACAGUGGCCCGCGAACAUGGAAGACUACAAGUUUCUCUUCAAGGUCGUGCUCGUGGGGAACGCCGGUGUGGGCAAGACCUGCCUGGUGCGACGGUUCACUCAGGGUUUAUUUCCACCUGGGCAAGGUGCAACAAUUGGAGUUGAUUUUAUGAUUAAAACUGUCGAAGUAGAAAAUGAGAAAGUCAAGUUGCAGAUUUGGGAUACUGCGGGUCAGGAAAGAUUUCGUUCCAUUACUCAAAGUUAUUAUAGAUCAGCACAUGCAUUAAUAUUAGUUUAUGAUAUUUCUUGUCAACCUACAUUCGAUUGUUUGCCAGAUUGGUUGAGGGAAAUCGAAGAAUAUGCAAGUAAUAAAGUUCUUAGGAUAUUAGUAGGAAAUAAAAUUGAUCGAGAAGACAGAGAGAUACCGACGCAUGUGGGUGAAGAUUUUGCACAAAGACAUGGCAUGUACUUCUUAGAAACGUCCGCCAAAGAGGCGGAAAAUGUAGAAAGAUUAUUUAUGGAAAUAGCAGCUGAACUCAUGGAGCAAGCACGCAGUAAGGAAUUACCUCGGUAUGAAACGAAUACAACUUCGAUAAACGGUAAAACGACGUCAAUCGGUGAUAGUAAUAAUUGCGGUUGUAGCAGGCUCUCUUAAGUAAUUUUUGUAAUGUUAUAUUACAUCUUUUUUUAUAGACACGGUGAUUGAAAUCAAGCGUCACUAUUUGAUAAUUUAGGAAACAUCUAGUACAUAUAUAUCUUUGAUAUGCAGUGUUAUUGUUUAGUGUUAUGAUAUUAUAUACUAUGUUGCUUUAUACUAUGUUGUAAGAUGUAUCUAAUAUUUAAAUAUGUCAUUAAGCUUAUAUAGGAUAUUAAAUUUUUAUAGAUAUUAU